AUGAUAGAGUUUGAUCCAAAUGCAAAGUUUCUAUUCAUUGCAUAAGUCUAUAAUCUCAUUGUAGAUCUAUUUAUACCAAAAUUUGCAGACUCAGUUGUUGUCUUGACAGGGUUUUCCGAAAAAUCUUCGACAUCAAAGAAUCUAUUAGUAUAUAUAACCCUUAGAAAGGAAUUCGUUACUGCAUAUUAAAUUUUCUCAGUAUCGUUCGAACAAACUGAGCCUUUGUACUUUUAUUCAAGAAGUUCCUAAUCACAAGGACUUAAAUAGAGUGAUAGAUGCUACAAAGACCCAAUGAAGUCAAUAGGAAUUUAACUCUUCAUGCAGUAUAAUUCUACAUUGUUUUAAGUUAGUUCAUCCAGCUCAACUUGGAAUGAUUGGGAAUUUAAUAACCUGCUUUUAUCGCAUUUAAUCAGUUCUAAUCAUAUAUCUUCUCCUGUGGGUGUUGAUAUUGCAGCAUAUAUUCUGAAAUAUUAGUAAAUAUUUACUGAUUUAUUUUACUCCUUCCAAUCCGAGGGAUGCUCUAAAGCAAAUGCCCAGUCAAACAUCUAUUAACUAAUAGGAAUCCUUUAACUUGAGACGUCAUCAUAGCUUAUUAUUGAUUUAAUUGUACUCUUAUUUUAAAAGAUGUCGUUAAGCUGA
Messenger RNA from Stylonychia lemnae, 639 nucleotides. NCBI's taxonomy places the organism in Eukaryota, Ciliophora, Spirotrichea, Sporadotrichida, Oxytrichidae. The record is from the annotation of a GenBank genome assembly.